AUGAAUAAUUUUUUUUUUUCAAUAGUAUCUAUAUUAUUUUUGUUAUACUUAUGUAAAGGAAAUUUCAAUGAUUAUUCAUCUAAUAAAAUAUUUUUAAAAUAUAAAAGUAAGUAUUGUCUAUAUCCUGAAAAUGUUAUUGAAAAUAACAAAUUUGAAAUAGGUUCGGAUGAAUGUGAUAAAAUAGCGCAUGAAAAUGAGAGCAAAAUGGUUUGGUUAUCUUUUAAUAAUGGAAGAUUAAAAACACAAAAUGGAAUGUGCUUAAAAACUUAUAAAAACUUUUUAAUAAUUUCUAUAUGUGCCCCUGAUCAAAAUGAAAAGUCUGAAAUGUGGAAAAUUGACGAAGAAAAACAUUUAAAAAAUGAAAACAAUAAUUGCGCACAAAUGGCUGGGGGGAAAUUGUUUUCUUUUACAUGCAAUAAAUUAUCUACUAAAGAAUUUGAAAUGAAAGCCUAUACUAUAGAAGAAAUGAAUUUAAUGAAAACAAGAUAUUCUCAAAAGAAAUUAGAGAAUGUGAAUGCAAAAUAUUUAGAAAAUUUGCACAAUAAAUCUAGUAUUUUAAUAAGUAGUUAUAAUGAAUUAGAAAAAGAGAUAGAAAUAAUCUUAAAAGUAGAGGAAGAAAUGAAAAAAGAAAAGGAAAAGGUGAGUAAUUUAAUGAAUGAUAUAAAAUUAUUAAUAAAUACAUCUUCCUCAUUAAAUGAUUAUGGUACAGGUGCUUUAAUGAAAGUAUAUGAUAGUAUUGAUAUAAAAAAGAAAAAAAGUUUAUUAAGAGUUCCUUUAGAAAAGUUAGAAAUAAAUGAAGAAACAUUGAAUGAAUUAGGUGUAGAAAGUGGAGAGAUAAAAAUUAUAAUUCAAAGUUUCCUUAACAUACCAGAUGAUAAUUAUUAUACUUUUACUACAAGAAAUUUAAAGGGAAACUUAAUUAUAAAAUUAGAUAAUGAAGAAAUUAUUUCUAAUAUUGACACACAAAUCGAUACAAGUAUAACGAGUACAUUUGUUUAUUUACCCAAAAAUAAAUUGGUACCAUUAUAUAUUGAAAUAUCAUCAAAAGAAGAAAAACCUUCAUUUACUUUAUUUUGGAGUAGUAAACUUUUUCCUGAAGAAGUAAUAUCCUCUUUAUAUUUGUAUACAACAAUAUAUGAAAAAGUUUGUUAUACACAAAUUCAAAAAAAAAUAGAUUGCUUAUCAACUUUUGAAAAUAUUACUAAAAAAAAUCAGGAAUUCCAAUUUUUAUGUCCUUCUGAAUGCUUGGCAAAAGAAAAUUACACUGUAUUUAAAAAAAAUAACUCUUGUUAUGAUAUGAAAUCUAGUAUGUGUGCAUCAGCAAUAGAAUCUAAUUUUCUUCUCAUUGAUAGUGGAGGCAUUAUAAAGGUAAUGGUAAAAAGUGUUAAAAAUAAUGAAGGAAAUUACAAAGAAUGUGGCAUAAUAUUACCAACGAAUAUGAAUGAUAAUACCUUUAAAGGAAUAACUGAUAUUAAAUUAGUUGAUACAGAUGAUUUUUUUAUUAAUUAUGAAAGCAACAAGGAAUUGUACCAAGGAUAUAGAGGAAUAGUCACUGACGAUAAACAUGCAUUAUUAACAAAAACAGAUUUAUCUAAAAGAUAUAUUUCUGAUAUAGAUAUAAAUUGUAACAAUAAUUUAAAAGAAAAUUAUGAAUUUAGUGCGGGAUCCUUUAUAGUAACAAGAAUAAAAUCAUCCAAUUCAAUGAGUAAUGAAAAAUCUAUUGUUAUAGAUGCUUUUGCACUCUUUGAUAAGUACAAAAACGAAAAUAUUUCUAUUAAUUUAUCUGAAUGGACAAGAAAAACUUGUAAUAAUAUUCAAUUAUAUAUUAAAUAUGGAAAACCAAAUGAAGUUAUGGAAUAUCCAUCUAUGCUAUUAACAUGUGAUGAUACAUUUGAAAGCAUCCAUUUUGAUAAUGUAGAGGUAAUAAAUGCACGAUGUUUGCCGUUUUGUCUUAAUGAUAACGCAGUAUUUGGUUCUUAUAUAUAUGCUCCAAAUUCAUCAAUAUGUAAAUCUGCUAUUCACUCUGGCAUCAUAACAAAUAAUGGUGGCUUAAUUGCGAUAAGAAAACUAAGAAAUAUUACACAGUCAUUCAAUAAUACAGCUACCAUAACAAGAAAUGGUGUAAAAUCAAUUAUAACUGAUAACAAAAAUAAAGAUUCUUACUAUAUAUCAAAACCAAAUGGAGUUAUUUGUAAUUUUCCAAGAACUUAUAAUGUAAACAAAUCACUAAACUUAGAAGAUGAUUUUUUUUCCUUCAUUCAAAUAAAUUCAAAUUUAUUUGAAAAUCCUCCUGUUGUUUUAGUACCCGAAAAACAUGCUGUUUUACAAAACCAAUUAUAUAAUAUGCAUAAUGUAUAUAACACAAAAAGUUAUAAAGAAAAUUUUUUUUCAGUUGAAAAAAAAGGAGAACAAUUAAAGGAAAUCAUUCCUGAUAGUUUUAAAGAUGAAAACUUAUUAGAAGAAUUUGAUAGAUUUCAGCAAUCUUACAAGGAGAAAAAGGAUCAUUUCCAAAAAUUAACAAGAAAAACUCAAGGCAUUUUUUCGGAUUUAUUUACCAAAAAAAGUUCUAUAAAUAAUUUAAAUAAAAAAUUAUCAUAUAUUCGAAUAGAACAAAAUAAUAAUGACUCUUUUUUGAAGGUAAAUGAAUCUGCUGUCUUGUCUUUAAUUAAGCAAUUCGAUAUCAUUACAAAAAAAAAACAAUAUAUUAUACAAAGAUUAGAAAAAUCGUUAUUCAACAUUAAACCAAUUACUGUUGAAACAUUUCAAGAAAGUUACAAUUCAAUAAACAUAAAUGAUAAUUAUAUAAUUAUAGACAGUAAUAAAAGUAUCAACGGAUCGUCUAAUUGGAAGAUAGAAAAAUAUACAAAUGGAAAUCUUUUUUCUUCUAUAACUAAUGAUAGUUUCAUAAAAUCAAAUGAAGAUUUAUAUGGUUCUUAUUUACUUUAUAGAUACACAAAGUUAUACAAAGGAUUCAUUUCGGUAGAUGCAAAGAUUCCUUAUGAAGGAAAUGUAGGAAUAAUAUUUAAAUAUAAAGAUUAUAAUAAUUAUAAUAAUUUUAUAAUAAAUAGGAAAGAGUUUUAUUUUGUUGAAGUGAUCGACGGGAAACAAAGCAAAAAAAUUAAUGAAAAAAAAAUAGAUGAUUCAUAUCAAUUGGGUAUGUGGACUAAAAUAUAUAUUGAUUUUGGAUAUAAAUAUAUUAGGUCGUAUUUAAAUGGAAAAUACGUUAAUGGUUAUGAAACGAAAAAUGAUACAAGUGGACUACUAGGUUUUGGGGUAAAUAAUUGUAAAGAUAAAAUAUUUAUUGAUAAAAUCAUAAUAGGUUCCUUGUAUCAAGCUAAAUAUUAUAAAAAUAAUAUUUUCAAUAAAAUUAUAGGUAAAUACAAUCAAGAAAAAAUAUUAGAAAACGAAAAUAAAACAUCAAAAAAAGUUAAAAAUAAUAUUGAACAAAAUGAAAAAAAAUGCAAAAAAUAUGAAGAAAAAUUUAAUGUUCCAUUGGACAAUAAUUGGGUUAUCCCUUUCAACUCUUACUGGAAAAUUCAAAAUAACUUUAAUUUUAACUAUAUUUUAAAUAAUAAUAAUAAUAAUAAUAAUGAAGACAAUUACUUAUAUUCUAUACAAAAAAAUGAAGGAGAUUUAGUUAUUCCAUCAAUUGUACUUCUUAAAAAACAAAAUAUAUGUGAUGAAAUGAAAUCCUAUACAUUUCAAUCAUCCAUUAAUUUAAAGAAAUUAUCAAAAGCAGGAAUAAUCUUUAGGGUUUUAUCAGCUGAUGAUUUUUUAUCUGUUAUAUUAGAUAUUUCAGAUUUGUUAGGAGAAUUAUAUUUGAUGAAAAUCACCAAAGGAAUUCCAUAUCAAUUAGUAGCAUCAACACAUAUACCAGUUAAAUAUAAUUCUUGGUAUAAUUUAAAAAUUGGUUACAAUGGAUCAAAUGUAAAUAUUACUCUCAACGAUGAAAUGAUAUUGAACGCAAAAUUUAAUGAACAUUUUGAUGAUUUAGGAGAUGUCGGAUUAAUAGUUUUAAGAGGUGAAUCAAAAUUUAAAAAUGUCCUAUUUACACCUAAUACUUUAUAA
Plasmodium relictum is the source of this 4068-nucleotide messenger RNA. RefSeq names its product LCCL domain-containing protein, putative (gene CCp4). The record is from RefSeq and is a predicted model, not a curated record. The transcript has 2 exons. Bases 1 to 4068 code for a protein of 1355 amino acids. Lineage: Eukaryota; Apicomplexa; Aconoidasida; Haemosporida; Plasmodiidae.